This is a messenger RNA of Opisthocomus hoazin, 729 nucleotides long. Lineage: Eukaryota; Metazoa; Chordata; Aves; Opisthocomiformes; Opisthocomidae. The record is from RefSeq and is a predicted model, not a curated record.
AUGAGCAACUACAGCGUGUCUCUGGUCGGCCCGGCUCCGUGGGGUUUCAGACUUCAGGGGGGCAAGGAUUUCAACAUGCCUCUGUCUAUCUCUCGGCUUAAUGACGGUGGCAAGGCAGCCCAAGCACACGUGGGGAUAGGUGAUGUGGUCCUCACCAUUGAUGGGAUAAGCACGGACGGGAUGACUCACCUAGAAGCACAAAACAAGAUCAAGGCGUGUACAGGCAAUUUGAACAUGACUCUGCAAAGGGCUGGGGCAGCCCCUUGAACACGACCAAAAGCUGUGCAAAAACCCACCACGCACAGUGCCGCCCCGAGCCCCUCCGCCGGCAACGGCGCCCAGGAUGUGGCCGAGGGGCCGCGACGAGGAUUCAGAGAGAACCAGGGGGAGAGUAAACAGCAAAAUGGGAAAAACCCACCCAAACGCCCCCCGCGGAAGCACAUUGUGGAUACCUACACAGAGUUUUACCACACGCCCACCCACAGCGAUGCCAGCAAGAAGCGGCUGAUUGAAGACACCGAAGACUGGCACCCCCGGACAGGCACCACCCAGUCCCGCUCUUUCCGCAUCCUUGCCCAAAUCACCGGCACUGAUCAUAUGAAAGAACCAGAACAUGAAGCUGCAAAGAAGACUAAGGAAAAGGUUCCCCUCCACGUCUUUAGCCCCAAAUAUACAAAAUUACGUGACUGGCACCAUGAAGUCUCAGCACGUGUUCUUAAUGUCCAGUGA